This is a messenger RNA of Gryllus bimaculatus (two-spotted cricket), 4107 nucleotides long. Lineage: Eukaryota; Metazoa; Arthropoda; Insecta; Orthoptera; Gryllidae. The record is from the annotation of a GenBank genome assembly.
AUGCAAAGUGACUACUUCGUACGUUCUCUCCACUCCGCAGCCUCGGCUAGUUCCCUCUGGUUGGACCAGCCAUCGUGCCUCGGGCAGGGCGGCGACUCGGGGGACGGCGCGUCCAAGAAAAAUGGCGAGAGGAAGCGCGGCCGCCAGACGUACACCCGCUACCAGACGCUGGAGCUGGAGAAGGAGUUCCACUUCAACCGCUACCUGACGCGGCGGCGGCGCAUCGAGAUCGCGCACGCGCUCUGCCUCACCGAGCGCCAGAUCAAGAUCUGGUUCCAGAACCGCCGCAUGAAGUGGAAGAAAGAAAACAAAUCCAAGCCGGACGGCGGCCAGAACGGGGAAGGGAACGCGGGCUCGGACAUCACGCCUCAGACCUCUCCUCAGUGAAACCCCUUCGCCACACGCCCCUAAUUUAUAUAUAGUCAUUAUAUUUAAUAAAUAUAUAUAAUAAUAUGAACUUGAAUUUAAACAUGGGAGAAAAGUACUUUUGUGGAACCAAGUGAUUCUGUAUUCGCCUAGAGAGUUAAAUUAUUUAAAGGACAUUCAGAAAGAGAUGGAAGAAGAGGAAGAAGAAAGUUAAUGGAGUAGCGUGUAAUAAAAUGACAAAACUUUUAUGAGUGAUGAGAAGAAGUUAAAAUGAUACGAAUCUAAUAACCACAAAAACCUCCGAGCUUUUUAUCAAGAAUUAUUUUCUGAGAUUGGUUUUUCAAACACAAAGCAAGUAAAAAUGUUUUUUUUUUGUUCGUGCUCUCUCUUUUUAAACGUAAGUUCCGUUCCCAUGACAACACGCCUCCCGCAUCCUUUGGUUUCGUUUCUCCCCUGUUUACAGUUUCAUCCCGUUUUGCGUUCUCGUUUUGCAAGAAGACAUGAAAAUUAAGAAUACACAUCCUCAUCAUUAUUCUGCCGCAUGUGUGCGAAUUCCUCGCGUGCAAAGGUCAGUUCUGGUCACGGGCUGCACCCUGCAGCCCGCCGCGUCUUGUCAUUGGCUAGAUGAGGGCGCCAAGUCAUUGUUAAGUGUUGUUCUAAGCGUUCGUUGUGCUUCUUACGUCGCAAGACACGAACCUCAUUGUACGUGAGUGGCCGUAUACGUAAUCACCUACGCCUUGAACGACUCCAGAACAUUUCUGAAGUGAUUCAAGUAAAAAGUUCAAAAUGCACCUUCGUAACGCAUCCAUCCAAGAAACGAUACGAUGAACUGAUGUAGAAGUAAUUCACCUCCCUAUGUGCAACGUGCUGUUUUGUAGUAGUCUACGUCGCCGAUUUGGAGGUUCCUGUAGGAGCCCCCGCCUCUCCCCGAAAUUUCCAAGACGUCCGAGUGUCGAGAAGUCAAUAAUUCAGUGCAAGUGAAACCAAUUAUACGUAAUUCUCAAGUCAAUAAGUGUCAACAAAGUGGCCAAAAAAAUUAAAAAAGUGUUUGGUGUAAGGGAAAAGUUCUCGUCGACCUGCUCUUCAGUGUUCAGUGUGCCCUCAGUGAAAUUUCCCCCAGUCAGUGCAUCCGACCCCCAUCACGGUGUGCCCACCCCCAAUCGCCACCGUGUUGCCCACGCCCCGACAGUAUUACGUCUGCUCUUCGCCUCUGGAUCUACGCUGUUGCUUCCUGCUUCGUCGCCGUUUUUUCUUCAUCAUGCCUCUAUCUUCAUCUUCACCACCCACCCCCAGGGAGCCGCCGACGGGACGUCCCGCAAGGUCAGUUGUCGAUCAAAAUCCUUUUUUCUAAGAAUUUUUUGUGGAGGGAAAGAAAAACAUUCUUGAAGCAGUGUGAAAGUGAAAGAGUUCAGUGACUGUAUGAACACUAAAAGACAAGAAGCCAUGAACUCUAGAAAAGAUAAAUGUAAAAUGCAAACCAAUGCACGUAAAAUGGUAAGAGCUGCUGAGAAUGUUUUUGAACGGUGGUAGUUACCGGCUAGGGGACCGGUUAAGCAAUGCUUCGGAGAAUUGAGCUGUGCGCGAUUUGGGAGUGGCUACCAUACGUAAUUAUAACCAUUAUUGUAAUCGUCCAUCCAUCCGUUCACAGUUCAUCUCGUAGCAAGUCCGAACCGGUUCCUUCGUCCGACUGGCAGAAUUGACGUGGAGACUUUCUUCACGAGGUGAAUGUGUGAUCCUGAGGUUUGGUUGUGGGAGUGUGUCGUAGUUUGUGUGCUGCGAGAACGCCUUUGUGAGCGAAUUCUUCUUUUAAAUCAGGGGAAUAUUUAUUCUGAGGGGGAAGUCCUCAAAAGAUCAAAAAAUUUCACUUAGGAAGUAAAUUUUGUAUAAAAGAAUUCAGCUCGUAUAAGAAUAGAGGCACUGCAGACACAUCCACGCCCAAGUUUUAUUCUGAUGUGCAAUAGAGUAUUCUAAGGUUCUUUAAAUAUAAAAGCAAUUUUUUGAGUGUUCUGGCGAGAUGGACACCAAUUGGCGAAUGCCGAUGUGGUUCACGGGAAUGAAGGGUGUUCAAAAAAGUAUUCUUAAUUUUCAUGUGAACACUGUGCGUAGAUAUGAAGAAAUGUGAAAAAUGAGUAUAUUUUGAAAGGAUAGGGAGGGAAGUGAGAGUUGACAAAUGUAGUUCUAUUCGUUUCCCCGCGUUCAUACCAAAGUUCUUAUGAUAAAUUGUAAUGUUAUAGAUAAUUCUAGAGACGUUGUCUUGUUCCCUGCAUCACGCGCUGACGAUCUGGUGCGCAGUCCGUAGGAUAAUAACCUUUCCGGUGUUGUCAAAAUUUUCCUAAGUUCCUUUCGGUCAGAGAAACAAAACGAAUCUGUCCGUUUACAAUUCGAAGCUAACUUCGAAUACACAUUCUCCUUCUAUUUCUAAACACGUUUAGAAGAACAAAGUUGAAUGAAACAGAAUACGUAAUCUUUGAAACAAAUAUGCUAUUUUGUAUACCAAAUAAUUCUCACUAUUAUGAAAAAGGCUAGGCGUUUAUUUGAAAUACGUAAAAAGAUAUACAAAGUAAAGCUGCAUUGAAGAUAUAUUUAAAGAAUAUUAUUAAUGAAGGUAUUAUUAGGUAGAAAAGAUGUCUACUUUCUCCUGUAUAGAGAUUUUUGUGCGUUAUUGUAAGAUUUCAAAACAAUCGCAGGUGUUUUCGGAUACCUGUGCAAUCGAGAUACGUACGCUAUGGCCUCAAGCAUAAUUUUUUUAAGACAAAAAGAAAGCAACUUCAGAGUAAGCAACAGAAGUAUACGUAAUUGUAACUCAUGUGAUUAUCCUCUUUGACAGAAGCAAGAAUUAAUAAAGAACUAUUGGAUAGUACAUCUUUAUACACAAGGAGUAGCGUAGGAACUUUUUUUCCGUUUCAUGAUGCAACACUGUAAAAUGUGUAACAUAUAGAUGGAAGAAAUACUAGAGAUAUAAAUAUUUUGUGCUGUGUUAAUUCUUGUAACCAUUAUAUAUAUAAACUACAUAACAUUUUCGUAUCAUCGGGUUUUGCGUGUACCCUAGGUAUAUUUUUUUUAAAUUAUGAAAGAUAUCGAUUUUAGUUCGUUUAUACAAAUAUUUUGUAUUAUGUUCAAAUGUACAUUUAUAUACAGAAAAAUUAUUUUAAGAUAGAUGAAAAAACAAAUGCAUUGAAGGCAACCGAUAUACAAAUAUUUGUAAUAUAUAAUAAUUAUUUAAAUAUAAAUGGUGAAUUUUAUCGGUGAUCUUCAAACUAUUGUUUUUCGACAAAAUAUUAUUUAAAUUAAUUAUCCGUAGCAUUUCGUCUCGUCCUUGUAUAAAUAUUAACUUGUGUGUUGUCGCGUUUCGUAUGAUGAGUCUCAAUUAUUAUUAUUAUUAAUAUAAAUAAUGCAAGAAAAUAUACGUAAGAACUAUGAUAAAGUAAAAUUUUCGACCUCUUUUUCGUUCUUGCCCGCGCGUUCAUUGAAAAAAUGUCAAAUAAGAAAAAACAGUCGCUAGGCGUCAUUAUUUUGUCCAGUAACGUGCUAGACAAGAGUCCUGUUGUUUGUAGAUGAAACAAGUAUCAACCAUUGAAAAAGAGUCCUUUUUGUUUCGUAGUGUUAAAACUGAAAACAAAAAUGGAAUGAAGAAAUUUGAAAAAACAAAUAUAUACAGGUCUUGUACGUGUGUGGUUAUAAUUUUUUGUAGUAAUUGUACAAAAAUAUAAUAAUAAUAAAAAUUUGAAAAAUCAUCCAUUA